AUGGGACUGACUCGUCAUCUCUCCAAACUCAGGUGGGAUAGCUCAGACCCAGACAGAGCCCCUCCACCAUUGCCUAUUCCACCCAACUCGCCUGGCCUGGCCACACGAUCCAAUGCUUCGGCUAACAUCCAGGCCACCGCCCAAAGGCUGACCGAGCGUGCCCGUGAGAGCAUGCCCGCCAGCGUCUAUACCACAAACCCACCGCCUUCUACUUCUCCCGACAAGUCGUUGAUCAAAGGUGCUCAUCACCGUCGUCUACAAUCUCUCCAGACUGGAAGUGUCCGAGACCUUCGCACCUACCUUGAUGGAAUGCGCAACACUUCUCCAGAGAGACCUACCUCUAGAUCGACUGCAAACUCUCAAGGCUCGCCCACGCGCCCAGCCGAUGCCGACUACUUCUCAAGUCCUCCUCAGGAUCACUCCACACCCACACCAGCCGACAGAAAUGCUCUUCGAGAUGCACCCAAUCUUCGUCCUGCCUCUCGUCCCAGAGCCAUUCUGGGCGAGAACACUCCCCCCUCGGCCACCAUGCUCGCUCUACAGACCAUGGCCGCUCGCGAUCCCGAUACUUCGCUUCACGACGUCACGAACUCUUCCUCCUCUCGCGAACCCAAGACCUUAAAUGAGAUGAUGGCACAACUUACGAAUAUCACGAACAUUACUUCUGGCAUGCAAAAGGAGAUGGCGCAGUUGAACCGUCGCAGCAAGGACAAUGCUGCUGACUUGAUCGGUCUGAAGCAAGCUGCCGAUAGCCGUGAUGAGGAGAUUCGUCGAAACUUGCGCGACCUACUCUCUAACGUCAACGCUUCUGAUGCUGGCUCUGUCUUCGGCGGAAGAUCAUCCGCCUUUGGUCUGGGUCUUCUCGAGAACAAGGGUCUGACCUCACCACCUGCUGGAGGACGACCAUUUGGUUCUCUGCCUCGCUCGAACAGCCAUGGCAGCUUCCUCGACCCUGGCAGUCCCAACCCUUUCUCCAUGGACGGUGCCGCUAGUGUUGCAAUGCUGGAGAAGAUCAUUCGCGAAAUGGUCACCAAGGAUGGCCAGGAUCGUCUCCUGUCCACUCUAUCAGAGCUCCUCGACAAGCACAGCAGGGAUAAUGUCCAGGCUAUCGAAACUGCUCAGAAGGUGGCCGAGCUCUCUGACUUCAUAAAGGAGAAAUCGGGCAGCCAUGCUCUUGUCCGCCAUUCAUCAGACGCUCAAGACGACGAACAAAAGUCAAAAGCCAUCGAAGCCAUGAGCGCUGAUAUUCUUAGACUUCUUCACAAGAUCAAGGACAGCACUUCCCAGAGCGGUGGCUUGAGCAAUGAGAUCAAGGCUCUUCUCCAAAAUCUCAGAGGUGAAGUGUUGGGCAUGGGUCGUGAGCUAGGUCGUCAGCUCGACCAGGCCAAUUCCACUGCUAGGGUUGCCGAAGACGGCUCACAGAUCAAGACCGAUGUGGAGGAAAUUGUCAGCCAAGGUCUAUCUCAGCUCAGAGAGCACAUGGAGCACAUCAUCCAGCAGAACUCGCAACAACUUGUCAUGGCCAACCACCAAGACGAGAACAAGAACAAGGACAUGUACGACAUGGUCAAGAGCGCUAUCACAGAACAUAACUCGGCUCUUGUUCAGGCUCAACCUCAGUCAGAAGGUCUUGAUAGGGCAAGCAUUCUCGAGGCAGUCAAGGAUGCUAUCGAGGAGUUCAGGCCUGAGAUUGAACUUCAGCAAUUCGGUCUUGAACGUGACGAGAUUCUUUCUGUUCUGAAGGAAGGCUUGCACGAAUACCAAUCCAACAAGGAGCCCUCUGCAGCACCUGGUGCCAAUAUCGAGGAGGUUGAAUCUGCUAUGCAACGUGCUCUUCAAGAGUUCAACCCUCCCAGACCAGUCGAUGAGAUGGCCUCGUUCAAGGAGGACUUACUGGCUUCUAUUCGUCAAUCUAUCGAAGAACUCAAGUCUGCAGGUCCUGACGAUGCUGCCACUCAUGCGAUUGUUCUUGGAGCAGUCAAGGAAGGCCUUGAAAACCACGGACCUCAUGCUCCUCGCGAGUUCGAGAUCAGCAAGGACGAUCUGUUUGACGCCGUCAAGGCCAGUCUUGAUGGGUCAACCCUUCCUUUCGGCAGCUUCGGCGAGCAAGUCCUGGAUCAACUUCGUAAUCUCAUAGAAGAGAUGAAGGUUGAAUUCAAGCAGUAUUCCGCUGCUAACGGUCGUGAUACCGAGCAGGUUCUGGAUGCUAUCAAGGAUGGUCUUGAGUCUCUGCGCCAUGAAGUCGAGUCCUACGUCGACCGUGCUCAGGACGUUACUGGCAAGGAUGAGAUUGUUGAUGUCGUCAGAACUGGUCUUGAACAGCUCCGUGGUGAUGUCCAAGGCUAUUGUGCUGAAGGUCCUACCAACGGUCGCAACGAGAUGAUCGAUUACAUCAAAGCUGAAUUUGAGCAUCUGCAUGAAGCAGUCAGCGGCCUCGGCUCCCGGGGAGGUGAAGAAGGUGAAGAGAUAAGAACUCGUCUGGAUGAGAUUGCUGCUGCCAGCAGUGGCUCAGGUGUCAACACAGCCCUUUUGGAGGCUAUCCAAGGAGAAUUCCAACAAAUCCGCCAUUCUUUAGGUACAGGUGGCUCCCGCGCCGACACAGAAGAAGUCCUCGAUGCUGUCAGACUUGGUUUGGAUGAUCUCCAGUCGUCGCUUGAGAAGAAGAUCGACAAUCCUGAGAUGCACAGAACCCUCAAUAACGAGCUUAUGGAUACUCUGAAUGAAGGUCUUGAUAACAUGCGCUCUGACGUCGCCAAGAUCAUGGACAAGCCUGUGGAUAUGACUGUCAACUACGAGAUCCUUGAGACCUUGAAGGAUGGUGUUGCUAGUCUCCGAGCUGAUAUGGAGAAGCUGACUGGCGGCGACCGUCCCUCCACUGCUCUGGGUAGCGAGCUCAUUCUUGCCGAUGGAGAAGAAGGAUCUCGUGACUUAGGUGCAGAAGAUCAGGCUGCUCACCCCGUCAGCCUCAAGGAGAGAAUGGAAGCUCUAUUUGCGCAGUUGCACAUCAAGGUCGAGGGUCUAGCUGCCAGUAUCGGCGAUAUGCCUACUGCAUCAGCAGCUCCAGCUGAAGGAAUUGCCAUGAAGGAGGACCUGUCCAGCAUGGAAGAGACACUCCGACAAAUUCAAGACACUCUUUUGGUCAUGGCUGAAAAGGAGAAGGCAGAGCUUGACAACGCCGUCACCAAGGAAGACACUGAUGCCAUCGAGACUCUGCUACGCAACACCAAGGCGCAGCUCGAGGAGCUUCCUGCUACUACCGCCAGCAGAGAACAAUUGCAGGAUGUUGAGGCAGUUGUUCGCAGUGCCAAGGAGACUAUAGAUAGCCUUGCUACCAAGGAGGACGUCACCGUUGUUGAGGUCCUACUGAAGGAUCUCGCCGCUGCUUUCGAAGACUCAAAGUCCAAGAAGGCUGCCGAGGACGAGGAAGAAGAGUCGGCUCCUCGCUUGGACAAGGCAGACCUCGAUGCUCUGGGCAUGCUUUGCACUGAGAUCAAGGAAAAGAUCUCGGAGCUGAACCUACCUGACCCCGAAGCACUGCCUUCCAAGGCGGAUGUGGAACAGAUUACUGGCCUCAUUAACGACUUCCGCGAGAGUCACGACAAGGUCAGAGAAGGAUACGAGAACGACAUCGCCAUCACUGCCAAGGCUUUUGACGACCGUAGAAAGGAGGCCGAAGAGAUGUCAGAGGCUAUCACCGGUGUCAAGACUUUCUUGGAAGAGGUCAAGGCCGAGAUUCUCGCCAAGGUCGAGGAAGGUACUCCUGGCAUGACCGACAUUGAAGAAGCCAUCAAGUCGAUCGACGACAAGGUCGCUGGUGACGAAGGUAUUGGGGCUGACAUCAAGGAGCUCUUGGAGACUGUAAAGAACGAGUUCGAGCGUUCUCAUGAGUCUUUGGGUGGCAUCAAGAUUGAUCACGAGCAGAACAAUUCUACUUUGCUCGAGAAACACGCGGAGCACAAGGAUGCUAUUGUGGCUGCUGUUACUGAAAAGGUCGAUUCUUGCUUCGAUGGUCUGAUGAGCAAGUACGACGAUGCUCAAGCUGCAGCACAUGAGAAGGCGAAGUCCAUGGAAGAGCAGGUCGAGCAGCAGAAGGAGAUGUUGAACAGCACAAAGGAGAUGACUGACGAGCUAAAGCUCUCUAUCGACACUCUUGGCACUUCCUUGACUGCGUUCAUCCCCUCCUUCAACGAGGCAACCGAGAAGAUCUCCGAGGACUCGAAGACUGUAUUCGAGAAGGUCGAGGGUGCUAUGCUCAAGAUGGAUGAGCAUAACGACGGCCUGAAGACUGAGCAUCAGACUACUCGUGAUGAAAUUGUCAAGGUUGCUGAGGCUAUUGCUCUACUCCAAGGAGAGUCCACUGAGUACAACCCUCAGUUCUCCAUGUCUCUCAAGGAGCUUCAUGCUCUUGUUAGCGCUCACUACGAGUACUCCCAACAACUUGCUGCUACCGCUGAGGAACAGGCCAAGACGGGAGCUCUUCCUGCUUUGUUGCCUGCACCCAUCGAGCCCGUCGAGAAGUACGAUGAUACUGCUGUCCACGAGAAACUCGACAAGCUUGUCAACGAUACUGCUGUCCAUGAGAAGCUCGACACUCUUGUCAAUCUUGCUGGUGAAGCUGGUGCAGCCACGGCUCAGAUGGAACGCUUGGACGAGAUCCAUGCUCAAGUCAAGGACACUGCCGCCGAAGUCUCCGCCUUUGUUGCUCUUCAGCAAAAGCAGAUCACCGAUGGUCAAGAGAGCAAGGAACGCGAGGCUGAGGAGCUUGCUCUUCUCCUUGAGCGUCGCCAGGUUCAGAAGGACAACAUUGAGUCUGAUAUUUCCUCUCUCAACGAAGAGAAGGAAAGUCUUCAAGCCGUUGUUGAGGCUCUUCGUGCCGAGAAGGAUGCUCUAGCUGCGCAGAAGGCUCGUCUCACCGGUGAUGUCUCUUCUCUUCACACUGCCUUGGAGAUCAGACGUGAGGAGCUGCAUAUCAUGGACGAGAAGGCUGAUGCCUUGGAACGUCGCAUUCUUGAGGGCUUGAUUGAUCACUCCCGCACCAUGCUUCUUACGCAAAAGACUCCUAAGACUUCUCCUAAGAAAAAACCUAUGCGUGAUCUGCGCUUGCCCAGCGAUGCUUCGACCACACAGCUUCCCGCUCCUACCACACCCAGCCUUUUGCAAAGCCAUGCACUGGCUAUGAAGACUCGUGGCAUGCCCAAGAAGACUGGUACCACUCCCAACACUGGUGAACGUCGUAUCAUGUCUCUCAGCCAAAUCAGUCGUAACCUACCCUCUGGCGCUGCUGCAUAUGCUGCUACUGCCCCUAGCCUGGUUUCGGCUCAAGGCUCAAUCAAUCGCAGUCAAUCUCUCAAGCAUAACAAGCUUCGCAAGAUCUCUUGGGGUACAGCUCGUGCUGCAGCCGACAAGGAGAAUGAUAUCGAAGAAGUUACUGAGAUUGACAGCAACUAUGGUGGAUCUCGACCUGUGAGUAGAGAUUCGGAGUACCGUCCUCAGAGUCGUGAUUACGACUCUCGCCCUGUUAGCCGUGACAGUCUCGACUCUUCGUAUUACAACAGCAGCAGACGCAGUGUUAGCUACGCUGGAAGCCAGAGUGCUUGGACCGGAUCUCAAUCUGACAUGACCGAAGACGGCCGUCGCACUAGCUUGGGCACGCUGGGCACUUAUGACACUGGAAGCUACAUGACUGGCAGCGAGAUUGAUCGCCGCACCAGCAUUGGUAGCACCAUUCGCAGCACUAUGGACCGCUCCACCAUCCAAGAGGAGGACUACGACAGUGACCUUGAGAGCGAGCGUCAUGUCGAGCCUGAAACUCCUGCUUUGCCCGUCGAAGCUGCUGUUGCUAAGGACCAUGGAGACUAUGCUCCUCCCAGUGACUCUGGCAUUGGUUCAGACCUACCCACCGGCGCACUUCAGGGUCACGGUGACUACUUUGCUGGCGCUGUCGUUCCUGCUACUGUGGACGAGAACCAGGCUGCUUGA
Molecule: messenger RNA, 5979 nt
Organism: Aureobasidium melanogenum CBS 110374
Lineage: Eukaryota; Fungi; Ascomycota; Dothideomycetes; Dothideales; Saccotheciaceae
Exons: 3
Coding region: 1-5979 (1992 amino acids)
Source: RefSeq, a predicted model, not a curated record